Messenger RNA from Salvia splendens (bonfire salvia), 357 nucleotides. RefSeq lists its product as uncharacterized. Bases 49 to 357 code for a protein of 102 amino acids. NCBI's taxonomy places the organism in Eukaryota, Viridiplantae, Streptophyta, Magnoliopsida, Lamiales, Lamiaceae. The transcript has 5 exons. The record is from RefSeq and is a predicted model, not a curated record.
UUGACGUCCAGUCUUACUGGAGAUGCUCGAAUUCACUGUGUGAAUAUUAUGUGCACGUUCACUCAUAAUUGUUUACAAAAUCAUGACGUCAGUGAUAUACCAGAAGAGACUUAUCCUCUUCUCAGUAACUGCGAACUCCUUAUUAUGGACGCACUAAGACCAGAUCGAUCUUCUUCAACUCAUUUCGGGCUUCCAAGAGCACUGGACGAAGUUAGGAAAAUCCGACCAAAAAGAACACUGUUCACUGGUAUGAUGCACCUGAUGGAUCACGACAAAAUAAACGAGGAUCUCAUGAAGUUCAAGGAGACGGACAUGGAAUUGAGCUACGAUGGGCUUCGUGUUCCAGUAACUCUAUAG